CAUAAAUCCGCCGAACGAUGCACAUUGCUAUCGCCCUCUUUGUCAUCCUGGCUCAGUGCAAAUGGGCCGAUAACACCAUCCAUCUGUUGUUGCUCCUUCAUCCAAGGCGACAAAGUGCUAGCAUGAACUGAUGCGAUCUCGACGUCCACCCACACAGAAUGAACAUGUUAGAAUUUGUCUUGAAACCAAGAUCUCCCAUCUAAUGCUGCCUCUGUACAUGAUCGUGAAUUCUAUCACUCGUUUCCUCUUCGUCCUCGCUGCCUUUGUUUCUCACUGUCCUCACAGCUUGACCCCACGCCUUCUCUUUCUUGGCGCGAGAUCUUCAACUUCCCUGUCAGAAAGACAUCUACAUUAGGAUGGGUCUCAAGUAUCCUGGCCUCAAGCAGUUCUAUCUGCUGGGGGAGGAGCAGACCAGUCGGCGUGAGUUGGACAUUGGUGUGCCAAGGGAUAUCGAGGAUUUGCAGUAUGGCAUAGCGACCGAGUACACGAUUGUCAAGCCCGAGGGUGUAGCAUUUCAAAGUCUGAGCGGUCAUCUACACACUAUCGAAGCUGUCCUGGCCUGCGAGACCCCGAUCGCCAUCACGGUUGAUGGCAAUGCCAUCACGGAGCCACGAGGGCCAACAGGCUUACCAGUGAUUGGCAAUUUCUAUCAGAUCUUUCCCGAUCACAUGGGAAACCACCAACGGUUGUUCCAGAAAUAUGGACCGAUCAUCAAGACCAACAACCUGGGCAGAGUCAACUACUUCACCAACGACCCCGAAAUCAGUUACAUUGCCUACCUGGAAAGUCAUGGUCUUUUCACCAAGAAGACGUCCGACAGUGGUGCCCCAUUGUAUGGCAUCCGAGAUAAUUCAGCCCUAUUCACCUGCGAUACCGAGACGCCAUCUUUCGCACUGACACACAAAUUCAUCCCGCCAAGCAUGUCACCGAAAGCGGUACGCCAUUAUGCUCCAUUGAUGCAAGAGGCCGUGCAAUUGUCUUUUCCCGUCUUUGACAAGCUUGACCAAGCGGGACUCGCCAUCAACGUCUAUCAAUUCAUGGUCAAACUCUCCGGCCAGCUCCUGUGUCGUUUCGUACUUGGCCACGACCCCCACCACUUCGACGCCCCGAACUCACCCUUGCACCCUAUUAUGGUUAUUCUGGGUCACCUAUUAGAACUCAAUAAGGAGGUGCAGACGCGUGGUGAUUGGUAUGGGAAGAUGCCCUUUGGAGCUCCAAGAGCACUACAACAUUGCCGUCUCGAGAUCGCCUCGGUCGUCGACGAUCUGAUUGAGGUCUGCCCUCGAAAUGAGACAAAAGACAUGCCUAUGGACGAAGCGGCUCUCAAGGCCACUUGCCUGGUCGAUUAUCUGACUCGCGCGACAGACAGUAAAGGCAACAAACUCCCCUACGAUCUCGUUCUCACAAACACCCUGGCGGUCCUUGGUGCGGGAUUCACCACCAUAUCCGCCCUGCUCUCGUGGCAAAUUUACUGUCUCAUGACGUAUGAGGGCCAGCAAGAUCGGCUUCUACAGGAACUGGUUGACCACGGCGUCACAGCCGAAACCACAUACACUCCUGAACUAGUCGAGGACAUGCCGUUUCUUGACAAAUUCGUCAAGGAGGCCCUACGCAUCCAUAGCCCAGCCUUCCAGGCGGGGCGCAAUGCCAAAAAGGACAUGAUUCUUCCCGGUGGCUAUAGACUGCCCAAAGGCGCCGUCCUGAUUCCCACAUUCCCAGCUAUCCACACCAAUCCCAAGCACUGGCAUGAUCCCCAGCGCUUCGACCCCGAUCGUUGGGACACCGACGACGUCAAGAACAGACACAAAGCGGCUUACAUGCCGUUCGCUAUGGGACCACGGGGCUGUAUUGGAUACAACUACGCCCUUAUGCAGACCAAGUUCGUUCUGUGCAACAUGAUCUACCGGUACCACUGGGAGAACACGAGUCCAGCUGCGGUGGAAUAUGACCCGGAGUUCCAGGUGAUUCGUCCGCUGAACAUCUAUGCAAGAGCGGUGAAAAGAAGCGAAUGGCCUAGCAAAUCUCCUGGCCUGGAGACGACGUCUACGGCGAUGUAGACAACAAUCUCGCGCGAAUUCAUAUAUGUUUGUUAUGGCGUGUGAUAGCUGCAUAGACUGGAGCCAAUAUUCGAUUUUUUCAGAAAGUCACUCAUAAUCAUUGGCUUACUCCGAUUAGCACAUAAACUCUUGCCCUUCUGG
This is a messenger RNA of Exophiala viscosa, 2198 nucleotides long. Its product is annotated as putative cytochrome P450. Gene Ontology annotation, molecular function: heme binding; oxidoreductase activity, acting on paired donors, with incorporation or reduction of molecular oxygen; iron ion binding. The record is from RefSeq and is a predicted model, not a curated record. The transcript has 3 exons. Lineage: Eukaryota; Fungi; Ascomycota; Eurotiomycetes; Chaetothyriales; Herpotrichiellaceae. Bases 357 to 2057 code for a protein of 566 amino acids.